Messenger RNA from Oppiella nova, 609 nucleotides. Lineage: Eukaryota; Metazoa; Arthropoda; Arachnida; Sarcoptiformes; Oppiidae. The record is from the annotation of a GenBank genome assembly.
GAUCCAAUCGGUGUAAUCGUUGGCUCAUUAUUUGGUUACAGUGUCUGUACGGCUAUCGCUGUAUUGGGCGGCAGUAUUUUGGCACAAAUCAUAUCCAUCCGAAUGGUGACACUUAUCGGCGGAUUAUCAUUCCUGACAUUUGCCGGAUUGGCUCUGAAUAAAUAUUAUAGGAAUCGGGCGCUCGUGGGAAGGGAUAUAUCGGUCGUCAAUAGGACGGCAUUCCCGUUGAACAACCCUAAUGACAGCAAACAGUUUGAAGAGAGGGUAGGCGCCGAAACAGCGAUCGGAAUAACGGGUCGGAUCUAUGACUCCUCGCACCGGUAUCUCAAACUCGUGGCAACCGAUUGGGAAUCGAGUGCUGCUAUCGAGGGAACAUUGUCGCAACACGACAUCGGCAGUGAUGUGUCGUUUGAUUUAUUGCGGGCACCGUGCCUGAUGGCCGGUCAGGUCGUCACACAAAUCGCUCCAACAGUCGGUGGCGUUUGUCUUGUAUUUGAUGAUAGUCUUCGCGAAUACCGAACCCUCGAUGGCUUUGAAGUCGUCAACGGCUGCCAUCCUUUGCAACACAAUCUGAGUCGAGAGGAAGACCAGAACCAGCGAUCCGUAUAA